Molecule: messenger RNA, 2208 nt
Organism: Arabidopsis thaliana (thale cress)
Lineage: Eukaryota; Viridiplantae; Streptophyta; Magnoliopsida; Brassicales; Brassicaceae
Gene: KIN10
Product: SNF1 kinase homolog 10
Exons: 11
Coding region: 345-1952 (535 amino acids)
Biological process (GO): response to carbohydrate
Cellular component (GO): cytoplasm; Golgi apparatus; endoplasmic reticulum
Molecular function (GO): protein kinase activity; ATP binding; protein serine kinase activity
Source: RefSeq, marked reviewed
ACUUUUUCAGCUCAGAAAAUUUUGGGACUUUUUUUUGCUGCAUUUUUUGGUUCCGAAUUUUCUCCUCCGCCUUUUUUAAUUUUUGGUAAGUUUCGAUAUCUCUCAAUUUUCUUAUUUCGGAAAUAAAAAAAAUUCUCGCCCUUUUGCAAAUCAAUGGAUUGAUCUUGAAAUCGUCAUUUCUGAAUCGGGUACGAGAGAUCCAGUAAUCCUCUGCGAUUGAAUUAUUAUUAGGGUUCAUAUUCCGAAUUGGGGAUAGUCUGAAAAUUGCUAUUUUAAGCUCUCUUCUUAGUGUUGGUUGGUUUAUUCUGGAUAAUAAAAGGGAUCCUAAUUCUCGCUAAAUUCUCAUGUUCAAACGAGUAGAUGAGUUUAAUUUAGUUUCUUCAACGAUCGAUCACAGAAUCUUCAAAAGUAGAAUGGAUGGAUCAGGCACAGGCAGUAGAAGUGGGGUAGAAUCGAUUCUACCAAAUUACAAGCUUGGGAGAACUCUUGGUAUUGGUUCCUUUGGUAGGGUGAAGAUAGCUGAGCAUGCAUUGACAGGACAUAAGGUUGCUAUCAAGAUCCUCAAUCGUCGCAAAAUCAAGAACAUGGAGAUGGAGGAGAAAGUGAGGAGAGAGAUCAAAAUCUUGAGACUAUUUAUGCAUCCUCACAUCAUCCGUCUCUAUGAGGUUAUAGAGACUCCCACAGAUAUUUAUCUUGUCAUGGAGUAUGUGAACUCUGGUGAGCUAUUUGACUAUAUUGUUGAGAAGGGUAGAUUGCAGGAGGAUGAGGCGAGGAACUUUUUUCAGCAGAUAAUAUCAGGAGUGGAAUACUGCCAUCGAAACAUGGUGGUUCACAGAGACCUCAAGCCUGAAAACUUGCUUUUGGACUCUAAAUGCAAUGUAAAGAUUGCUGAUUUUGGCCUGAGCAACAUAAUGCGAGAUGGUCAUUUUUUGAAGACAAGUUGUGGAAGUCCAAAUUAUGCCGCUCCAGAGGUAAUUUCGGGCAAGUUAUAUGCUGGCCCUGAAGUAGAUGUCUGGAGCUGUGGUGUGAUACUCUACGCUCUUCUCUGUGGGACGCUUCCAUUUGAUGAUGAAAACAUUCCCAACCUUUUUAAGAAGAUAAAGGGAGGGAUAUACACAUUACCUAGCCAUUUAUCUCCUGGUGCUAGAGAUUUGAUCCCCCGGAUGCUUGUAGUUGACCCCAUGAAACGAGUAACCAUCCCUGAGAUCCGGCAACACCCUUGGUUCCAAGCUCAUCUUCCGAGGUAUUUAGCUGUUCCUCCUCCAGAUACUGUGCAACAGGCAAAAAAGAUUGACGAGGAGAUUCUCCAAGAAGUUAUCAAUAUGGGAUUUGACAGAAACCACCUCAUCGAAUCGCUCCGCAACCGAACCCAGAAUGAUGGCACUGUGACGUACUAUCUGAUACUGGACAAUCGUUUCCGUGCCUCUAGUGGUUAUCUCGGGGCUGAGUUUCAAGAGACCAUGGAAGGUACUCCCCGUAUGCAUCCAGCAGAAAGCGUUGCUUCACCUGUUAGCCAUCGGCUUCCAGGACUGAUGGAAUAUCAAGGAGUUGGCUUGAGAUCUCAAUACCCUGUUGAGAGAAAAUGGGCUCUUGGACUUCAGUCUCGGGCUCAUCCCCGUGAAAUAAUGACGGAAGUCCUGAAAGCCCUGCAAGAUUUGAAUGUAUGUUGGAAGAAGAUAGGGCACUACAACAUGAAGUGCAGAUGGGUUCCUAACAGCAGCGCAGAUGGUAUGCUCAGUAACUCGAUGCACGAUAACAACUACUUUGGAGACGAGUCCAGCAUAAUAGAGAACGAAGCAGCUGUUAAGUCGCCCAAUGUUGUCAAGUUUGAAAUUCAGUUGUAUAAAACUCGGGACGACAAGUAUCUACUGGAUUUGCAGAGAGUACAAGGUCCUCAGUUCUUGUUCUUGGAUCUGUGUGCUGCUUUUCUUGCUCAGCUCCGAGUCCUCUGAAUACUAAACCGGACCUCUUCAAGAAUAAUCCCCACUUAUUCCUUUUUUUUUUUUUUUCUUAUUCGUCUAAGAAAUUAUUUAGAAAACGUAACCCUUUUUUUCUUCUUCUCUUUCUUUCUAUUUCUAUAUGCGUGCUCUACUCAAAUACCUCUUUUAACUUAAAUGUAAGACUGAGCAAGAGUAAAAAAAAGACACUUUGUACAUAACUUGUAGUGCAUCAUGCCACCAAGAUUGAUUUUUGUUUUUGUUUACUCCA